Messenger RNA from Cydia splendana, 3499 nucleotides. RefSeq lists its product as uncharacterized. Gene Ontology annotation, biological process: monoatomic anion transport; transmembrane transport. Bases 170 to 1696 code for a protein of 508 amino acids. Lineage: Eukaryota; Metazoa; Arthropoda; Insecta; Lepidoptera; Tortricidae. Gene Ontology annotation, cellular component: membrane. The record is from RefSeq and is a predicted model, not a curated record. The transcript has 7 exons. Gene Ontology annotation, molecular function: transmembrane transporter activity.
UAAACAUCACUGUUGCGUUCGCGCAGACUCUUUGAGCGCUCGCAUUCUAUCGCUAACUCCGCGCCGGCGCCUACCUACAAACUGCUUAACAAAUCGUGAAAUGAACGUGGUAUUGUGAAAAUAAAAAGUGAAUUAGUAAAUUGAACUUAGAUAGUUAUUUGACAACGAAAUGGCUAUUUUAACUUUUGAAAAGAUUACGGGGGUAGUGCCCGUGCGGUUUAACGUAUGGGUAAUGCUGUUCACGAGCUGCUGGGUGGCUUACAUGCUGAGGGUCAACAUGAGCCUCAACAUCAUCGCAAUGGUGCCACAAGUCGAGAGCAAUACCACGUCACAUUCUCAGUGUAACGCUAAAGAUGAUCCAAUAAGGAACGAAACUUUGAGGCACGCUGACAUUGCCGACGUUAGGCAGGCUCCGAGACAGAUACCUGGCGCGGGGUCUUUCGACUGGAGCCCUGAGCAACAAGCCCUGAUCCUCGGCUCGUACUUCUGGUGCUAUCCCGUGACGUCAUUAGUGGGCGGCAUGGCGGCGGAGCGCUGGGGCCCGCGCUACGUCGUGCUGAUAAUGUCACUGCUGAGCGGACUGUUGACCAUUAUAAGUCCCGCUGCGGCCCGCCUGCAUUAUGUCGCUAUUGUCGUUGUGCGGUUUUUACUCGGCAUUGCUGGCGGAUUCAUCUACCCGGCGCUCCACGCUUUAAUCGCAAGAUGGGCGCCACCAACAGAAAAGGGAAAAUUCGUCAGCGCAAUGAUGGGAGGAACCAUGGGUACUGUGAUGACUUGGUCUGUCACGGGUCCUUUAGUGGAGAAAUUCGGGUGGGCCUCAGCUUUCUACGUUCCAGGCGUGUUGACUUUGAUCUGGUGUGCAGUGUGGUGGUAUAUUGUGGCCGAUUCACCGGCAGAACAUCCGAGAAUCAGUGAUAAAGAAAGAAAGUACAUUCAGGAUGCUUUGGGAGACAAAGUCAAGAAAUCAAAGGGUCUCCCGCCGUUCAAGAGUAUUUUGACAUCAUUUCCUUUCCUGGCCAUGGUUAUAUUGCACUACGGAAAUCUCUGGGGCUUGUAUUUUAUAAUGACCGUGGGGCCAAAGUUCGUGUCAAGCGUGCUAGGCUUCCAGCUCUCAGCCGCCGGUGUCAUAUCAGCCUUGCCGUAUUUGGCCAGAUUAUUCUUAUCUGCGAUAUUUGGAGUGCUAGGGGACUGCAUUUUGACGAGAAAUCUUAUGACGACGACCCGGAUUAGGAAAUUCUUUUGUUUGUUCUCGCACAUAAUCCCUGGGGUGUUUUUGAUAUUGCUGGUGUACGCGGGGUGCUCGACGGCAUUAUCCGUUGCCUUGAUUACUCUGUCGAUGGGGGCCAACGGCGCGGCUACGCUCACCAACCUUCAGAAUCACCAGGACCUCGCACCGAAUUACGCCGGGAGCUUGUAUGGCAUUGCAAAUGCCAUUGGAAGCACUGCUGGGUUCUUCACCCCGAUGAUUACAGCCUACUUUACAAGGAAUGGGAAUGGCUUUGAGCAGUGGCGGCCAGUAUUUUUCGUCGGAGCCUCGGUGUACAUAGUGUCAGCCAUCUUCUUUAUAUUCUUUGGAACUGGAGAGACUCAGGAGUGGAACUUUCCUAAAGAGAAGGAUGAGCAGUCAGAUGGCAAAUCAAAGAAGAUCGAUCUCAAAGAUGCGAAAGACACUCCACUUAGUGUAAUUAGUACCUAGUAAUUUUUAGAAAAAAAUGUUUAUCAAAUUUAGCUUUAUUUAUAGGACUUUUAAAUAUGAUAAUGGUAUGAUCUGAGUAUCAAAUAGUAUUUCAUGAAUCGACUUUAAUCAUAAGGUUAGGUAUCAGUUAGUAAUGUUUCAUUUAUGAUGCCUUUGAAUCAUGAAGAAGUUCAGCCAUAAUUUGCCAUUUGACUUGUUUUCACUAAAAGUGGAUAACCUUGGAAUUUGUUAUUAACACUUUUACUGUCCAUGCAUUACAUGACAUACACCGUCUAACUAGUUCUGUCACGUCCAAGUGACAUCAGAAAUGGAUGGCUCUAUACAUUUGUGCAUUACCUGUAAUGCACGGACGUAUCGGUCCAUGUCAGUAGUGAAGGCGAGGGACAGUUAAAGUGUUAAACACUGUCGAUUAUUUCCUACUAAAGUAGCUAAACCCAUUAUUGAGUAACAUAUUUAUUUAUAUAAUGGAAGAUUAGCAGCAGUAUACUAUUAAAUGGCAUUUAUAGACAAGUAAAAUACAAAUUCUGCAUAUUACUUGUACUUGUAGUUUGUAUUUAGAUUUAGAACUGUAUUUUACUUAGGUACUUACUGUAGAAGUUUAUAAAAGAUUGAAUGUAUAAAUGAUGUAUCAUGUUGAUAGUAUUUGACAAAUAAUAAUUUAUUCAUAUACGAGUAUAAAAUUUAACAGACUGUGAUUGUAUUUAUUUUAUAUUUUACCAAAUCGUGACCAAAUGGAAUGUGAUGUAGUUUUAGGUUUAUUUAGUACCGAUUGGACAUUCCCGUGGCUCGUGCCUCAAAUCUCAGCACUUUAAUCCAUAUAAAUUUUAGGCAACUGCGAAAUUUUCUACGCUUUGCUUACGCUCAAAACGUAAUCGACAAUAGAAAAAUAAACGGUUGCAAGUUAUUUUCUAUCUGAUAAGUAGAUAAUCUCUGUAAUGUAAAAUUGUUGUAAAAUCUUAAUUAACUUUUGUAUCGAUGUAAGAUAACAGUCGCUGGUGCAGAUGCUAAGAAUUCCCUGUUUAGAUUAUUGUAAGUAACCCAGCGAUAAUAAAAAAAAUGCUGUGGCUGCAAUAGCAUUUUUUUAACUAUAUUUUUCUCUCUAGUGUGAUCGUUUUAUAUCAAGCAAAUUACUGUAAGAGCUUGACAUUCCUCUGUUAUUACUCGUAGACUAAAAAUGUGUGAAAUGUUUUAGGUGAUACAAGAUUAUAUAUGGACUCGACUGUACCGACGUACUGUUCAGGUGUUCAAUUUGAUACAAUGUAUGGAGACCAAGAUUUAUGUAACGUGAUUUCAGAGUUACUGUACCUAUAUAGUAAAUUUAGAAAUGAGUCAAAUCUUGUAUCACCUAUAAAAUGACACCCAGUAUUAUUCGUUCCGAUUUGAUUUAAGUAGUUCAAUGCUAUUUAUUAAUACGAAAUCUUUUACAGCAAUAGGUAUUUACGUUAUUGUUAAAGCUGUUACACCUGCGAGUGCACAUAUAUUAUCAAUGUAAGUGGACGAUUUACAGUUCAAUACAAGACACGUGUAUGGCAUCAUUCGGCACGUCUAUGUAUUAAUAUUCCAUUGUUGCGGAUGUUACCUAAGAUGUUACGUUAUGUGACGUUAACGUCUGCUGUGGUGACCGUUUUGUAAACCGUUUUAGUUAAAAUUUAAUGUGACAAAAUAAUUUGACGUAACGUAAAAUAUUUACUGCUUUAAAUAAAUGCGGAAAUAAUGAUCGUUAAUCGGUAUUAAUAAGCUUUCUUAUUUGUUUUAUCUCUAUUGAUUAAAAUUAAAAUUUUAAUAAACUCGAUAUGACAAGUA